Molecule: messenger RNA, 2445 nt
Organism: Orbicella faveolata
Lineage: Eukaryota; Metazoa; Cnidaria; Anthozoa; Scleractinia; Merulinidae
Product: heat shock factor protein 1-like
Biological process (GO): regulation of DNA-templated transcription
Molecular function (GO): sequence-specific DNA binding; DNA-binding transcription factor activity
Source: RefSeq, a predicted model, not a curated record
UGAAAAAAUAUGGCCGAUCUGUGAACCGCUUGGGUAACUUAUGCUUCUUUCGUCUGCACGCGCACACACCAGCGAGAAAGCUAUUUUCUUUGGGGGUCUAUGAAAAGAAUGCCGAUGAAGACGGGAGACGGAGAUUCGAGCGGUAUUCCAUCCAACGUCCCUGCGUUUUUAGUGAAAUUGUGGAAGCUGGUUGAAGAUCCACAAUACGAAGAGCACAUUUCAUGGAACAAGAAUGGAACCGGAUUCCUGGUCCACGAUCAGGCUACGUUUGCACGCGAAAUCCUUCCCAAGUAUUUCAAGCACAAUAACUUUGCAAGCUUCGUUCGCCAGCUGAAUAUGUAUGGGUUUCGAAAAGUCAUUGGUGCUGAGCAAGGAGGUCUGCGAUCAGAGAAGGAUGAGUGGGAAUUUUUUAAUGGAAAUUUCAACAAGUAUCAUCCUGAAUUGUUGGAGAAUGUCAAGAGAAAGGCUACACCAGAAGAAAAGAAAAUGAAAAAUGAGGAUGUGUCUAAAGUGUUGAAUGAUGUGCAAGACAUGAAAGGAAGACAGGAUGAAAUGACCAUGAAGCUUGACCAAAUUAAGAGGGAAAAUGUGACCCUGUGGAAUGAGCUGGUAGAGUUGAGACAAAAACAUCAAAGGCAACAGCAGAUUGUCAACAAGCUGUUCCAGUACCUGAUGCGCCUGAUUUAUCAAAAUGAUAAGCUCAUGAAUAGGAAAAGGUUGAUGCUCCAGGACAGUACGGAGGAGCAAUCUUCUUCUUCCUCUUCUUCCAAGAGAGGACGAUAUGAAUACAGAGAUGGGUCUGGACCCAGCAGUGGGCAGCCUCCACCAAGCUACACUGCACAGAGACCAAGCACUCAGACUCUCACAAUCUCUGAUAUAUCAAAUGCUCCUUCAUCAAGUCUUGGACCUUCUACGAGUGGGCCACUAAUAACUGCUUUACCAGAUGAUGACACCAUCUCACAUGCCAGACCGGUCAUUAGAUUCCCGGAGGAGUCUGUACCAUCAUCACAGCCUAUUGUGUCUAGUCCAGUGUCUACAUCAGCAACACCAUCUUACCCACAAGCCUCAGUUGUACACGCACAGCCAUCAAUGGGUGUGGUCACUUUUCCUGAGGAGCAGACACCGACACCUGUUGUGCACCCAUCACAUGUGAUAGAGCCUCAACAGUACGAUGAGCGUCAUCCUAGUUUAAGAAAUAUUCCUUUGACGCAGCGACUGUCUCAGGAAGAUAUCUCAGAGAGGAAUUACAUUGGUGAUCAGGUGGACUACAUUUCACAGAACCUUGACAACAUCCAGUUUCAACUGGCAAAUCACUCUAUGGUGUUGGAUAAUAGCUUAUUCUAUGAUGUAUUUGGCCAUGAAGGGGUCCCUCCAGGCCAGGAUCCCCUGGAUCUUUUAGCUGACCGGGCUGCAGCAAGUCCUCUUCCAGGCGUUGGCCACAGUCCAUCACAAGGUCACGAGCUCGUGCAGUAUGGAAUGCAAGGAUCUGGCGCUAACAGCGGCUCUCCCCGGGGACCCCCGAGGUCCAGAGAACGUGAGGACCAAUACGGACGAAGAGAGUGGCCACAAGGACAACAGCAUCCUGAUUAUGACGUUGUGCAACACCUAUUUAACGGUUGAGACAUUUUGAAUGAACGUUCUUAACCGUAUAGCUCUUAACUUGAUUUUGGUGAUGGUUUUAAAAGUGUAGUAUUAUUUCAUUGCAUUGGUUAUAAGCUAAAGCUCUCUUAUUUUAGUCGAUAUUUUUUGUCAGUGUUGAAUUGAGCAAAGCUGAAGAGAUUUCUGUUGACUUUCACACUGCGGAUGAGAGCCUUAUGAACCAAUAAGACUUGAAUGACGUUCAAUGAAAAGCGCGGGAAAUGUCGCGGGGCGCCGGCCACGAAAAACACCACAAGCCAAUCAGAGCUUGAAGUGGCGAAACGGCUGCCGGUGAAAAGCGCGGGAAAGUCGCGUUGGGUUUUACUUGUGAUUGCUCUGUUUGGUUACGGCUUAUUUUGUCGUUAACCAAUCACUAAGCUUAGCUAUCGCAAAAACAGCAAACACAAUAACUUCUCGAAAUCGCCGGAGAACCGCACCAUCGUUUAUUCAACUAUUAACGAGAUUAUAACCUUGUAAUCGCACUUAAUAUUUUUAAAGCAUUGUAUAAUAGAACAAAAAUUACAAGUGUAACUCAGCCAUAACUUUAACUAAUUAAAAUUAACAGGAGACCAUGACCUAUAGUAGGCAAAUUGUAGUAACGAAACUUUAAAAUGUAUUAACUUGUAUAUUAUGUUAAGUACAAAUGACAUUUUAGGACCUCGCAAAAAGAAAAAAACAGUAAGCUCUUUAUAUUCAAGAGGUAGGCUUUUUAAUGAUUUAAGGGGUUGAACUUCUGCUCGUUAGAACGAGGUGUGUAGUAAAAAUAAAAAAAUAAAAAAAUAAAUAAAGUAUCUAAGUAAAAUGGUA